CUCUUCUACAAACUGUUGCCUUUCUCCCCUUAAAGGAAAACAGUCGACAGUUCACCUCAACCAAGUGCAAGCAACAUCCCGCACCAAUUCACAUCUCGCUUCCUUCAUCAAUCCGACUUCACCCCCGCUCAACCACUCAUCAGGCAACCAACUGAGCCACUUUGUCGACACAAAACCUCAUUUCACCACCAAGAACCCGUCUUCCAAAUCCAAAAAUGUCUUAUUCGCCGUAUUUCAAGGAAAUGUGCAAGCGCAAGCUCGAGGCCCAACCCCAUUACGAGUGUAGGUGGAGUCAAGAAAACGAAAGGCCAACCGGGCUAACAGAAGCCCAGCGUCGCAUCGCCGCCCCUCCAGAUGGAGGCAGGCCUGCCGCGUCAGUUUACGCCUAUUUCGACAUCUCCCAAGAGGAGAAAUAUAGACCAGAUUGGGAGCGGCCGAGGGUUCUUCACAUCUUGGAGCGGCCAGAGCUUGGAACUGAAUACGUGAAGCUCGACAAUGGGUUUUGGUAUCUGUUGGAAGAAGACGGCGGUUAUAAGCACAUGACGGACCGGGAAUUCAAUGAAUUCCUCGCCUGGAAGGUGGGUGUGGAGGAGGAAAGCACUACAAGCGAGGAAGGAACGGAAGAUGAAGAAGAAGAACUCCUUGCCGAGUUUGACGCAGCAGAAGAAGCCCCCGACUCUUCGCUCGAAGUACUCAACUCUGAAAUCGAAGCACUCCACUCUGAAAUCGAAGAAAUCGACUCUGAACUCGAAGACUCCAACUAG
Molecule: messenger RNA, 764 nt
Organism: Neurospora tetraspora
Lineage: Eukaryota; Fungi; Ascomycota; Sordariomycetes; Sordariales; Sordariaceae
Exons: 2
Coding region: 216-764 (182 amino acids)
Source: RefSeq, a predicted model, not a curated record